Saprolegnia diclina VS20 is the source of this 1445-nucleotide messenger RNA. RefSeq lists its product as hypothetical. Gene Ontology annotation, molecular function: magnesium ion transmembrane transporter activity. Gene Ontology annotation, cellular component: membrane. Gene Ontology annotation, biological process: magnesium ion transport. The coding region runs from base 35 to 1333 and encodes 432 amino acids. Lineage: Eukaryota; Oomycota; Saprolegniomycetes; Saprolegniales; Saprolegniaceae. The record is from RefSeq and is a predicted model, not a curated record. The transcript is spliced from 8 exons.
CGACAGAAUAAAAAACUGCAUCUUGGCUGCGCAGAUGCCCGACCAUGAGACCAACACGUCCAACCUCUUCAUUGGCAUUGGCAUCUGCUUGAUCGGGUCGACGAUCUCGAACCUCGGGCUCAACAUCCAGAAGUACUCGUUCAUCAUGCAGGCCCACCUGCCCGACCACGAGCGCAAGCCGUACAACACGCAGUGGCGGUGGUGGCUCGGCUUCUUUGGCGUCGGUGUCGGGUCCAUCGCAGACUUUGCCGCGCUCACGUUUGCGGCGCAGAGUAUCAUCAUGCCAGUCGGCGCCUUUACGCUUGUCUGCAACAUCGUCUUUGCGCAUUUCUGGCUCAAGGAAAAGCUGACGCGCAACGACCUCUGGGGCACGGUGUGGAUCGUCGUUGGCGCCGUCAUGGUCACCAUCUUUGGCUCACACGAGAACACCAACUACACGCUGCACGAGCUCCUGCGCUUGUACUACCGCUGGGACAUGCUCAUCUACCUCGUCUUCAUCAUUGGCGUGCUCUUCUUCCUCUACUCGAUGCUCAUGAACGCCGAGCGCAUUCUGAAAAAGAAGGGCGCUCUCUCGACCGAGUACAAGUCUGUGCUCAAGACGCACCCGCUCGCGUACGCCGGCCUCGCUGGUGUCUUUGGCGCGCAGUCGGUCAUGUUUGCCAAGUCGACCGGUGAGCUCAUCAAGCAGUCGGCGUCCGGUGACAACCAGUUCAACAAGGGUCUGACCUACGUCAUUCUCGUCGGCCUCGUCUUGACCAUCUCGAUGCAGACGCACUUGCUUUCGCUGGGCCUCAAGUACUUUGACGCGCUUUACAUUGUGCCGGUGUUCCAAUGCUUCUUCAUCACGUUCUCGGUGCUCGGCGGCGCGAUUUACUUUCAAGAGUUCAAGGACUACACGGUCACGCAGUACAUUUGCUUCCCGCUCGGCGUCUUCAUCACGAUCUACGGCGUGUGGGUCCUAUCGUCGCGCGAGAUGCAGCACGACGCGGGUGCACCGCCCGUGCCACCGGCGCCGCCGUCGUCGGCCGACAGCAUCUGCCACGCCGAGCUCCAGCCCAACAUGCCUGGCUCCAACAUGGUGCGCCGCAACUCGAGCAGCUUCCGUGUUGUGAUGGAGCCCGAGUUUUGCCCCGUGUCCAACCCCGCGCAGCUCCUCGAGCGCUCGUCGUCGAUUGGCGGCUCCUUUUACGCCACACAGAGCGUACUGAUGUCGGGUCGAUCCAACACGGACUUUCAGGCUGUGAGCGACGAGGCGCUGGACCGAGAGAUGGUGACGAUGCAGACACGACCACUCUCGGAAUCGGCGGCUGCGAGCACGGUGCACCAUGCUUAGAGGCAUCGAGGCGAGUAGAGAUGAUAUUAGGAAUCACCACCUGCAUAACCUUCCAAAUAUGGACCCCAUGUACAACAGUAAAAGCAAAAUGAAGGGGAACCUUAUCGACCUC